Messenger RNA from Trematosphaeria pertusa, 4053 nucleotides. RefSeq lists its product as uncharacterized. Gene Ontology annotation, molecular function: protein binding. The transcript has 2 exons. The record is from RefSeq and is a predicted model, not a curated record. Lineage: Eukaryota; Fungi; Ascomycota; Dothideomycetes; Pleosporales; Trematosphaeriaceae. The coding region runs from base 5 to 3586 and encodes 1193 amino acids.
CACUAUGCAGAGAGACGGCGGUAUCCCUCUCUCGAUGGAGCAGUCUGCGGCUCGCCGGCGCGUCCUGCGUUCUUACCGCGACCCCGCGCAACACAGCGAUUCCAGCGACGGCGAAACGGUGACAAUCACUUCUGAAUCGCAACCACAGAUCACACUCCGUCGCAGUACCCGCACGCGCCCAGAGAGCUCCUCUCGCCGAACGAACACUGAUCACCGCCCCUCGUACCCGUCAUUGGGUACUUCGAACUCCGAUCCGUCCUCCCUUUACACAGACAUAACGAACCAAGCCGCAGGUCCACCUUCGCGUGGCCGUGGGUCGAGGCGGGCUUUCGGCGUCCGCGGUCGGCGUCGUGGCGGGAGCAACUCUGCCAUAGGUUCUCCUCCACAAGCUGACACUGGGCGAGGGCGCGGGAGCAUUGGCGGCGAAAACGCCAGUCCUCAAACAGCGCCGUUAAUUGGGCUCGUAGAAGACGACGGCCUGCUUGAAGACGACUUGCCUUCACUCUUCCCCGCGUCUAGACCACAACCUGUGUCCGGCGGACCUGUAGCAAGGAUUACAACUUUCUCGGCGAGACGACAGGCGCCACCAAUCCUCUCAGACGACUUCGACGACCUGGAGGACUACGCCGAGCUGGGCGGUCGGCUCGCCUACAUGACUACGCGCAUCGGUCCAGGGUUUGGGUCACCUUCUAUGGAUGAUUCAGCCCUCGAUUCUAUUCGAAUCAGAUCCGGCGCCCUCAAGCGCUCAAGAGACAAGUUUGAAAAUAUGGAUGGGAAGGAUGUUACCAGGACCCUAAACAGCAAAGGAGCUGUCGUCGUCAUGCUAUACCGCAGUGGAGCCCCAGAUCCCCAGGCAAACGAUGUUUGGCCGAAUUUCCGCAAUUCGGCCAAGCUGCCCGCGAGGUAUUGUUUGCUCGACAAAAACUGCCCUCAAGCAACAAGAGAGAGUAGAAGACGCCGAUCGGCCAAGAUCAUCAAGAUGAAGGCCGAUGCACCAGUUCCCCAGCCCGUCGCAGGCGACGAGCUGCCAGAUGCCCCUGUCUACCGACCGGAAUGGAAACUCCCCGUGGAGCUCUUGGAGUUGAUAGCGAGCCACCUCAACCGCGACGACAUAAAGUCUAUGCGCUUAGUCAGCCGCGAGCUAAAUCAUUACGUUUCGCAAGUCAUUUUCAAGACGGUGGUUGUGCCUUUCAAUACUGAAAUCUAUGGCAUGCUUGGGCAGGAGCAAAAGCCGGACCUGAAGGGCAAGAACAAGGCAAAAGCUGGAGCAACACUAGGAUUCACGUGGAAGAACGCCAAUGGCGACGAUGUAUACAAUGGCCAUGGUCUCGAUGUGUUCCGUGGGUUCGGACGACACAUCCGCAAGUUCGGCAUGAGCUUUGAGGUUAACGAGGACGCCCUCGCGAAACCACCCGAGAAGUCUUUAACGGAGCGGCAUACCAGCUUUUGGGGAUCUUAUGAUUGGCCUUUCGAGGAAUAUCGUAGAUUCGAUGAUGUCGCUGGAUUAGAGUCCGCCGCCGACGAGACACCAAGGAUGAAGACAGCAUUCUCGGAGCUUUCCAAGGUCAGAGAGCUCGCCCUCUCUCUUGACAGCGGCCUCGGCUGGCUCAACGGACCGGAUCGGUCCAUUCGCGCGCGGAUCCUGCAGCGCCCGCCAGAGGUUUUUGGGACUCUUAAGAAGAUACCAGACCGCCGAGCACAGGCUCAGCAAGAACUCUGGGAACAUAUUGAAGCCUGCCAUGGCGAAGCGGCUAGCGACGUCAAGGUGGCGACGCUCUAUAAGCUGGAGGCGAGUCGGCCAUUAUCAGAGCUUCAGGAAAAUACCAUGGCUGCGGAAGAUCAGCCAGAGAUGCCGUUCCUAGACCCUCAUAUUGUGCACCAAGCUAUCCCCCAUGACACCGCCGAGAUCCAGGUGCCGUCGUCAUUUGAGGAUCCGGAAGUGCUCGACCGAUUUGUCUCGACGCCGGUUUCGUCCGGCACUGGUAUCCUCUUCUCUUCGACGAUCCAGCCGACCGAUGCCGGACAGCUCAUGAGCCCCAUUAUUCCCUCCAAUCUUACGAAGGCUCAGAAGGAGUGGCUUCUAGAGACAGAGUGGGCCCAGCGCGCGUUCAUGUCUUCAUACAUGCUCUCGAUCAUAGACAAUCCCGUCACCUUCAUCCCAGUCCACACUUUCAACAUUUCCCGAUUGUCCGACCGCUAUAUUCCUUUGCUCAACCGCAUCGACUUCUGGAACGCACUGCCGAAUCUUACAAACGUCACUUUGACGGUCAUACCAAGUUGGCGUACCGUCAGCAAGGACGAGGCCGGCUUCGUGGAGACACCGAAGAUCAACCCGUCCGGGGGGAUUGAUCCUUUCUACGAUCUGCUACGUAGGAUCAUCAGUCGACGUCAGAACAUCACCAAGCUUACGAUUGGCUGGGUCACUGGUGGCGAGCAUGCUGAAGGCAUGCAUGCAAGGAAUAAACUAAUUCUACCAGCUCCUCUGAUGACAGCCGAUAUGGUCACCAGCCAAGACCCCGGCAUCCUGCAGAACGCGAUACUACAGUUGCCAUUCGUUGAGGACCUCACGCUAAAGAACUGCUGGAUGACGCCAGCUGCCCUGAGGCAAUUCGUCAAGGAACACGACAACCUUAGUCUAAAGCACCUAGUCCUCAAUUCGGUGUCAAUCACGGCGAUACUGAGGCCCCAUCAGAACGCACAGCAGGCCGUCGGCAAUCAGCAGCCGGCUAUGGCUGGGCUUCUCCCGGCGUUCCAAGCUAAUGGACCCGGGCAGCACAACGCGGUCAAUCCUGGACAAAUCCUUCAAUUCCACAUUCAGGCACUACAUCUUCAGAUACAGCAUAUGACGGCUCAGGGCGGGGCGUAUGCUCCCCAGGUGGCCGCUUUACAAGCCCAAUUGACGAACCAGAUCAACCUUCAACAGCAGGCUGCGAAUAACGCUUUGAAUCAGAACGCCAAUGGCCAUCAGGCAGCGCAGCUGCAAUUGACCCAGGUGAAUAACCUCGCGGCUCUCUUCGCCCAAGCGAAUGCUAUCCAACAGCAACAGGCGGCCAAUCCUCCAGCAGCUCCCACACAGGCGGCUCCGAAUGUUCAGUCGGUCCUGAGAACUCAACCUCGCGAAGGCUCCUGGAUGAACCUCAUCGACGUCCUCUCCCCAGGGCCGAGCCUCGCUGACUUCGGCUCCGAAUUCUCCCAGGCAGACGCCGAACGCAGAACCUCCCUCCAGUCCAUCGAAUUCAUCUCCUGUGGCUAUGCCAAGCUCCCGUACUCGCAAUUCGACCAAAACGCCAUCGAAGCUGCCAACGGUCUCGCGGCAUCCACCCGGGGCCCCAUCUUCACGAAACGCUACAACGCUCUAGCGCCAGCGAUGCUGAGUCCAAAGUGGGCGCUUCUCGGCGAAAUCGUCCAGGACGUAGAUAUCAGUGAGCUGGCUGCGCUGAACGCUGGCUGGGACCUCGAGACGGGCUGGAAGGAUCAGGAUGAGGCGAGGGCGGUGGAGUUCGAUGGCUUGCUGCCCGGUGGGACCGGCAGGUUUACGGGCGUGGUGCGCGCUUCGGAUAGGGUGGCGGAGGCUUCUGCGAGUUAGUGGUUGCCCUGCUUCCCCGGCGCGUCCGAUGGUGCGGAGUGCUGACUUGUUUGGAGUAGGUGUGGGGAGUUGUGCGAAGCUGAUCAAGAGUAUGGGUAUUGCUGGUUAGUGGGGAAGAUGGCGGGUGUUCGUUGCUCCAACGGUAUUAGCUUGGGAAGGCGGCUCUUUGCUCUUCCCUUCGGGCUCGGAGUCUUUUUUUAGUGGCGUCGAUGCUGCGCUUCUACGUACGUCUGCAUCCGCUUCUUGGAGUCAGAGUACAAGUGCGGGCAUCAACUUAUCUUGCGAGCGAGACUUUCUUGUACAUAUCUUCUACCACAAAAGCGUUUGCACGACAUUAUGAUUGCCACGAGGAAGCAUCACGAAGGGAGGAGGAUUUGUUUGCUUUUUUGAGAGUCGGUCGGCACACUUAUGCGUCCCUGCCUACCCUGCCUGCCUAUGUAGCAGUAGCAAUAGAAAUGUGAGCGUAG